CAGACCUACAGGAGCCUACUUAUUGAGAAUAUAUUUGAGCCGACAAGAGAAGAAUUUCUGAGGAAAAAUGAAGUUCAUCCUUAUUAAGUUAUUUUCCUUCUACAUGCUGAUGAGUGCCUUAACAGAUGCCAGGCCUAUCCAGGAGGGAGAUGAUCCCUUUGCACAACCACCGGCUAUGCCUUACUGGCCUUUCUCCACCACUGAUUUCUGGUCAUAUGUGGAGUAUUUCCGGACCCUAGGAGCCUACCAGCAAAUAAAUGACAUGGCCCGGACCUUCUUCUCUCACUACCCUCUUGGGAACACCCUCGGAUACAACGUUCCUUAUCACGAGCACUAAGACCCGUGCUCUGUUUAGGCUAACAAUACUGAGCUAUUGGAAGUAGUUACCAUUGUCAGUGACUAGGCAAUCAUAUUCAAUUAACGCUUUUUAAAAAUCAAUUCCAGUAUUGUAUCUCUCUGCAAAAUUCUCAUGUAAAAUUCCUAUAGUCUUGCUUUUUUGUA
Messenger RNA from Tachyglossus aculeatus (Australian echidna), 501 nucleotides. RefSeq names its product otospiralin (gene OTOS). The transcript has 4 exons. The record is from RefSeq and is a predicted model, not a curated record. Bases 68 to 337 code for a protein of 89 amino acids. Gene Ontology annotation, biological process: sensory perception of sound. Lineage: Eukaryota; Metazoa; Chordata; Mammalia; Monotremata; Tachyglossidae.